AAUCUUCACUCUCUCUCUCUCUUCCACCGCCGCGCAUAUAAUUUGCGAGUGAAAAUGUCGAGAUUUUUGGUGGUGCUUUUAGCUGUAUGCGUCGUUCCGGCGAUGGUGAGUGCUCGUUUGGUGAGCGAGCCGUUCCAUUUGCAGGGAUAUGUCUACUGCGACACCUGCCGCUGCGGCUACGAGACCGAUGCCACUGAGUAUAUGGACGGCGCCACCGUGAGAAUCGAGUGCCGCGGCAAGGAUUCCGACAAGAUCACCUUCACCACGGAGGCCGAGACAGGGCAGGAUGGGCGUUGGUCCGUGGACGUAGCGAGCGACCGCGGCGACGACAUAUGUGACGCCGUCCUAGUGAAGAGCAAAAACUCUGAGUGCGCCACCCCUAAUGCCGGCCGCGACCGCGCCCGUGUGAUCCUCACCCGCAACAAUGGAAUGACUUCCAACAUUCGUUAUGCCAACAACAUGGGAUUCCUCAAGAGGACGCCAUUGGCCAACUGCCACCAAAUCCUCCAGAAAUACCAAGAAACAGAGGAGGAUAUUUGAGACAGACUUUUGCUCAUCGUUGAACAUCCCACUAUGUUUUAUUACAUCAUGUUUGGAUUAGUAGCUUUCUAGUUUCAUUGUUGCUCUGUUAUGAGAUGAUGAUGAUGUUGUGUUAUGUGUAAUUUUGUGCAAUAGUUGCUCGCUAUUGAUGUAGAUCGGAUCGUUUCUAUAAUUUCUUGCCUAUGUAUGUUGGAAAUUGGAAUAUGAUUCUUUUAGUGCAUAUGUUUAUUUUUCA
Molecule: messenger RNA, 775 nt
Organism: Salvia hispanica
Lineage: Eukaryota; Viridiplantae; Streptophyta; Magnoliopsida; Lamiales; Lamiaceae
Product: protein DOWNSTREAM OF FLC-like
Source: RefSeq, a predicted model, not a curated record